AUGAUUAGUGCAAGCUCUUUUGUGACUCCGAUCGGGAACCGGCCGGCGCGAUAUCGAACCCCUUCCCCUCCGCGACGCGCUGUUGAACCCAUCUCUCCCUGCUCAACCACCGGCGUUCUUACCUCCCGGAACGAUCGCGAAAUAGUUCCGGGACCUACAAGCUCCGACCAUGCUCAUUUUCCACCAGGAGAUAAUAGGUUCUCACCGGCCGAUGCCCCUACGACGCAUCGGUCAGGUCAUGGUCGGUCCAGCUCAACUAUCGACACUCUCGCGACGAUCGCGCUAGCGACAAGUCCUACCUUUGCACCCCUCCCAAACCGUCCCCCAUCACAGACGUCGAACUCGAAUCUGUCCAUGUUUCCGCCUGAGCCUACAGAACCGAUUGAACGCCCAGCAAAACGACCGCGAUCGGAAAAAGAUCAAUCCUCAUAUACCCAACACCGAUCGAAUGCUACACCAUUUGCGAAUCCUCCCUCAAUUUCCGAUAGUAUGAAGACCGAUGCAGAGCUUUUGUUGAAUUUUGCACGACCCACGAAUCUCUACCCUCCGAUGGCUUCCUCAAAAUGUGUCAGCCCCGAUGAAUCCUACCAUAGCCAUACCCUCCACUCAUCAGGCCCAAUCAAAGAGAGCAAUAUGAGUACAUACUGGGUCUCAAACCACGACAGCAUGAUAUUCAAUCAUUCUGCAAUCUACAACAUUCCGCAAUCACGCAUGAGGUCCCAGUCAGAUGGCUCCGCCGCUAUAUCUCGUCCCGUGAUCCAAGGUCUCAGGCCGAACACAAGCUCUUCGAGCAUCCAACCCUUAGCUUGGCAAGACGACGGAAUUAACGGGGAGAAAGACUGGGAUUUUGGGAACAAGGAAUCCGCCGAGAGUCGUCAGACUACCUUUCAGAACCCAGACGAGACGACGAUACCCAUAUUCCACCAGAGCCGGUCACUGAAAAGGGAGUAUGACACAGAAUCCGAACAAUCUAACCAGGCUAGCUGUGCCACCUGCAACCUCGUCCGGAUACCUCUCGACAAUGAGGACCUUGGUGAUGUGACUUGGAUUAGCUGUGAUGGGUGCAAGCGCUGGUUCCAUAUCGUAUGCGCUGGGUUCAAGAAUGACCGUGAGAUCAGGACAGUCGAUAAAUUUAUAUGCAAAACUUGUCGCCCCAUCCACGGUCAGACCACCUUUGUUCGGAAGUCGUCUCGCGCUCGCACUUCAAUCGACUAUGCGGGUCUCAAUCAGGGCCUGGUAAAAGCCGCAACAGACUCGCUAGAGCAUCACUAUAUCGAACCUAUUAAGCAAAACAAGAUACGCUUUCUCCCGGAAAAAUUCCCGCGUAUGCGCGCCGAACUAGUUAGUGCUGAAUAUUUCGAGCGAGGGAAUGGGAUGACAGAACCGAUUGUCAUCCCCGCGGAAUUCAACACCUCGUCACAAUUUGCGAAUGGAUGCCCUGAAUUUGACGCACUUGUUCAAGAAGCAUCAACGCAAGAGAUGUUUGAUGAACUUUUAGACCACACACUGAGCGACAGUUGCGAGACUGUUAUUGACUGUGGCCAAGAUCAAUUAGACAUGGUAAUCCCACAAGGUCUAACAGUGAGGGCAGUCUCCGAGCUCUACGGUCCGGAGGAGAGAGUGGAGGUAAUUGACGUCAAAUCGCAACAUGGCGAAGAUAGGCGCUGGACUAUGCAGAAGUGGGCAGACUACUACGAAAGCCCCGGUUCAAAGGUUGUCCGAAACGUUAUCAGUCUCGAAAUCUCCCAAAGUAAAUUAGGCAGGCUGAUUCGCCGGCCGAAAGUCGUGCGCGAUCUCGAUCUUCAGGAUGCAGUCUGGCCUGAAGAGAUGAAGGCCGUUGGGAAUUAUCCUAAAGUGCAGUUCUAUUGCCUGAUGUCAGUUGCCGACUGUUAUACCGACUUUCACAUUGACUUUGGUGGCUCCUCCGUCUACUACCACAUUCUGAAAGGCAGGAAAACCUUUUUCUUCAUACCUCCCAAGGAUAAACAUCUGAAGAAGUAUGAGGAGUGGUGCAACUCACCUGCGCAAGACUACACCUUUUUGGGGGACCAAACCAAGGAAUGCUAUCGCGUUGAUCUCUUCGAAGGUGAUACUAUGCUCAUUCCCUCUGGCUGGAUACAUGCAGUUUGGACUCCCGAGAAUAGCCUGGUCAUUGGAGGAAACUUCCUAACCCGACUCAACUACGGAAUGCAAAUAAAAAUUGCGAAGAUUGAGAAGGAUACCAAGGUCCCUAUGAAAUUCAGAUACCCCUUCUUUCAGAAGAUACAGUGGUACACUGCCCUCAAAUAUCUUGAGGAAGAUCCGGUACCCCAAAGUGUGCUAGAUGCGUUUGCACAGGACGAGAACUAUCGCUUUCACCGGGAAUAUCCUAUCUACUACGAGUUCGAAGAGCGAACCAACACUGAGCCUAGUGGAUCACCCUACCACAACUCGCGGUUCUACUCACAAGCUGAAUUGGAGGGGCUUCCAGACCUUGCAAAAUAUCUUCUUAGGACUGCCUUGAUUGCAGGCUCUUAUCUCGUUGAGGGUGUUACUGCCGAUACCAGGAAUGCUGUUAAGAGAUCUAUACCUGCGAUGUCGGCUGAACCAAUCGACAUUAUUCGGACAUUUGGGUUAUGGAUUGCAUGGAAGCGGGGUAAUGAAAAGGCUGCGCAAUGGACUCGUCCUGGCGUUGUGGAAACCAAUGCCAAGCUCAGCCUCGUGGAAAAGAAACCCGCUGGGAGACCUAGUCGACGCUCGGAGCGUAACUUUGAAAAUCAGCGGACGUAUGCGGAGAGGCAGGCUGUGCAGCGUCUAUCGGAGCUACCUGUCGAUGGCACUCAAAGGGAGCCAGUCGUCGACGGUGAGAGCGUUAUGCCUUUAUCUAAUAUUGCGCCUCCCACGCUUACUAGCUCCGUUCCAGUGCCCAACCCCAAUGAAGAUUCCAUUCCGAAAAACAGAACUGCAUCGCGCGGCUCUGGCUUAGGUCCAAAGCGGGUCGCCUGUGAUGCAUGUCGCAAACGAAGGAUUCGAUGCCAUCACAAGGAAGAGAACAAUGGGGUGACAGGACCGCACAUUUCAAUUGGCGCUUCUAGCUUAGGACACCACACACCUACUGCGCAGGAUGCGGCAUCCGCGCUGAACUCGUUAGCUGCAAUUGCUUCCGGGGCUAGUAUUCCAAACGGUCAUAAUACUGUUAAAGCUAUGGAACGAAUUGAAGGCUCAGCGAAUUACACCACUAGCAUGGCAGCCGCACCACACAGGGCCACGGGAAGAGUCAGUGAUACCAGCCCGGAGGGCGCGAACUCAACAAAGAAAGGUCGCAGCAAAGCCUGUGACGACUGCCGAAAGAGUAAGCGCCGUUGCAUUCACGAUGAAUAUGGUAGAAUCGACCCUGUAAAGGCCCAGGAGCGAUCGAAGCCGCGGGCGACAAAUCUAGCGAAACGCCCACGGGUCAAUGAAGAUGUCGCCACAUCCAACGCAAGUAAACGGUUGAAGCAGGAAAGCACUUCACCAGUGGCUAAACCGGCCCAUUUGCACCACCGAGAAGCAGAAAACCAGAUGCGUAUGCAGUCGACUGUUGAAAACGGUCUACUUGAGCACUCCCGGCACAAAAAUAGCGAACAACAUGCGGAUCUGUUGCUCUCGGAGAAAGACGUCUUUGCUGAUCAAAACUCAUAUGCGUCGCCACCGGCGUUCCAGGCGGAUACUGUUGCUACCAAGGAGUUGACAACGGCUGUGUCUAAACCAGCCGCCACUUUGGUAUCACCACCGACCUCGUUGGCGGAUGAGAUGGAUAUACAUGACCAACCCGACGGCGAAGGGGAACAUGCAUCUGCCAUAUACACCCCUUCGUCGGGUUCCCGUCACUCUUCACGUCAACCCCGUCAGGUUGAAAGGUAUAUGCCCGAGGUUCACUUCGUCAAGACAGCCAAGCCUACCACAACAUAUCCGCAACCUGCGCGCCGCUCGUCCUUUGGUGGUGCUGGAGCGCAAAAGAUCACGCCAGGACUGUCUUCCGGGCAGAAGAAGUCUGCGUCUCGACCCUCCUCAUCUCAUGGCAAGAAAAGUCUGUCACCUUCGGUGGAGAAGAAAUCUGAGCGGCAUUCUCUAUCGUAUACAUCCCUCGGUCAGCACAGCAAGAUUCAUGAACCGGAGCAAGCAAAUCUACUCGAGGACGACCCUGACGCCGAAAGCCUGCGCCUAAUUCGUGAACUACAAGAACAAGAAUUCAGUUUAAGGAGGCGGGCAGGGCGGACAUAG
Molecule: messenger RNA, 4242 nt
Organism: Aspergillus versicolor CBS 583.65
Lineage: Eukaryota; Fungi; Ascomycota; Eurotiomycetes; Eurotiales; Aspergillaceae
Gene: jhd1
Product: [Histone H3]-lysine-36 demethylase
Exons: 2
Coding region: 1-4242 (1413 amino acids)
Biological process (GO): regulation of transcription by RNA polymerase II; protein demethylation
Molecular function (GO): histone demethylase activity; zinc ion binding; DNA-binding transcription factor activity, RNA polymerase II-specific
Source: RefSeq, a predicted model, not a curated record